CUCAAAUCGGUGCACUUCAAAGGGGCGUUACAAUGUUUAUGUUUUUUGUACAUGAAUCUGACAAUUGUCAGGUCUGUUUAGUUUAAAAGAGGGCUAAGGUUUCAGAAGUAAGCACUAACUUCAUGAAUCUAUUGAGGGCAUCUAUCAAUUUCCGGUUUGCGUGUCUAGAAAAGCCAGCCACUACCGACUUGGUCGCAUUUGUUCGGUAACCACUUAGUCCUAAACUUGGCACAAAAUUGUUGGAAAAAUGAAUUCUCUUCGCGAGAUCGUUGUAUGGCUUGUGGUUCUCCUUUACAUCUUUGUAGAAUGUUCAGGAUUCGACGGAUCUUGUUGCGAGCAUGGCUGUAUAAACACUUUGGCAGGAAUUCGUUGCAUCUGCAGAAGAGGUUUCAGGCUUGUUAACCGCUGUCAAUGCAGAGAUUUUAAUGAGUGCUCUGUGCGGAACGGAAUGUGUCAACAACGCUGUAUCAAUGCCUUUGGAUCAUACAGGUGCGAAUGUGCCAGUGGUUACGUAAGCGUGCCUGGGAAACCCCGACAAUGUGUAGACUUGGAUGAGUGUAAGAUGGGCAUAUCUGGUUGUAGUCAAGGCUGUCAAAAUACUCUUGGCUCUUUUCAAUGUUUUUGCCGCCAAGCAGGCUAUGAGUUAGAUUCAGAUCAACGAUCAUGCAAAGUUUCACAAAUUUUCACUGAGCGUCCAUUAAAAAGUCCCAAGUUCAUCAAAGACACCAGCAAUGCGCAAAGAAAAGACUUACAAGGAGUCCAAGCCUGUCCUCCAGGGUACAUUGGUCCUGGCUGUCGUAUGACAUGCGACGACUGUCAAAACGGUGCGCGGUGUGACAUCAGAAUUGGACAAUGUCUUUGCUCUCCGGGCUGGACCGGAAUUUUAUGCGACGAUUCAUGUCCGGAAGGAAGAUUUGGAAAAGACUGUAAAUUUAAAUGCUUGUGUAAAAAUGAUGCGCAGUGCAAUCACGUGACUGGUGCGUGUUCUUGUCGACCGGGAUUCCUGGGAGACCUGUGUGAUCAAACUUGUCCCACCGGUUUCUACGGAGAAGAAUGUAAGCAGAAGUGCGCGUGCGUUCACAUGGAACCUUGCCAUCCGGUAACUGGCACGUGCCAGUGUGACCCAGGAUUCUUCGGAACCCGCUGCUCAAAAGUGUGCCCUCCAGGGUCUUUUGGAGCAGGAUGCAGGGAAAAAUGCAGGUGCCUGGCUGAUCAAACAGAAAGGUGCCAACCUGAGGAUGGCACAUGCCACUGUAAGCCUGGUUACCAAGGCAAACACUGCUCAGACAAAUGUCCUGAUGGAACUUACGGCAAAUACUGCGUAAGAAGAUGCAACUGUCCUGAAUCUUGGAAAUGUGAUCACGUGCACGGUACGUGUGAUGUCACUUGUCCAGCGGGUUUGACUGGACCAAAUUGUCAAAAAGUAUGCGCCCAAGGUACUUUUGGUCACGGAUGUAGCCAGCGGUGUCAGUGUAGUAAUGGUGUGACAUGUGAUUCCGUAACUGGUUCCUGUAUUUGUCCCAUGGGAAAAAUGGGAGCCAGGUGUGACAAAGUAUGCCCUGAGGGCCGGUACGGUUUUAACUGCGACCAAGUUUGCGACUGCGCAGAGGGGAUCAAGUGUGAUGCCAUGUCAGGGGCAUGCGUGUGUGCUGAAGGAAGAACCGGCAGACGUUGCGACCGGUUCUGCCCAACGGGAACGUACGGGCGAAAGUGUCUAAAUAAAUGUCGAUGCGUUGGUGGAGCCCGCUGUGAUCCAGUCAGCGGUGAAUGUAUCUGCCCCGCAGGAAGGACUGGAACUAGGUGCGAGAAGGUCUGUGAGCAAGGAACAUUUGGCAAAAAGUGUAGGGGUCGCUGCAGCUGUGACCCUGGUGCUCGUUGCCAUCCGGUCAGCGGCAGGUGUAUUUGUCCGAAAGGGAAAACUGGGAACAAAUGUGACGAAGUUUGUCCAAAAGGUUCAUAUGGUCGUAGAUGUGCUCAGCGGUGUAGCUGUUUUGAAGAUGCGCAAUGUGAUCCAGUGGAAGGGACCUGCAAAUGUCCUUCGGGAAGGACUGGGAAAAACUGCAAAGAGGAGUGCCCUCAUGACACUUAUGGAGUAGAUUGUGGUCAGCAGUGUGAUUGCGUCAACAGCUCAUGCGCUCCUGAUACCGGAGAAUGCCAGUGUCCGGCUGGAAGAAUGGGAUCGAGAUGUGAUAAAGUUUGUCCCCAUGGUUACUUUGGACAGAACUGCAGUCAGUUGUGUGGCUGUCAUGGAAACUUGUCAUGCGAUCCUGAGACUGGCAAGUGUCACUGUAGAUGCGAACACAACGCGACCUGUGAUCAGGUGACGGCAUUUUGUGUCUGCGCACCUGGUUGGAUCGGCGAGACAUGUGAGAAAAGAUGCCCAGAAGGAUUUCAUGGAGUAAACUGCAGUCAGCCGUGUUCUUGUCCUGGAUUAGCUUCAUGUGAUCAUGUGACCGGAAGUUGUAAUUGUCCCGCUGGCCGGUUCGGAAAGGAAUGCAAAAAAGGUUGUCAAAAGGGCUUUUUCGGUGAUAACUGCAGCAGGAAAUGUAAUUGCACCAGACAUGAAAGGUGUGACGCUGCGACAGGCGAAUGUAAACGAGUUUGUCCUUCAGGCAGACAUGGUGCUGACUGCUCGCUCAGAUGCAGCUGUUCUUCUUCAGUGAUGUGUGAUCCAUACACAGCAGAAUGUUUAUGUAAACCUGGAAGUCACGGAAAAUCAUGCCAGAAGUCCUGUCGCAGGGGCACCUAUGGCCACAACUGCAAGUUCAACUGCACUUGUUCAGAGAAUUCCGAGUGUGACCCUGAGACGGGGAAGUGCCGAUGUCACGCCGGCUGGAUAGGAAGUCAGUGUGAACACGUUUGUCCAUCGGGAACGUUUGGCCCCAGUUGCCAGCAGAAAUGUGCCUGCUACAAUGGAAUCUGUGAUCACGUGAAUGGAAAAUGUCACUGUCAUCCAGGAUACCAGGGAGUAAAUUGCGAGAGAGUGUGCCGCCGUGGUUGGUUUGGACAAGAUUGUCAGUUUGAAUGCACGUGUAAGAAUGAUGCCAUCUGUGACAACGUAAACGGUAAAUGUCACUGUGGAUUGGGAUGGACUGGGACUAACUGCGAAAAAGAAUGCUCUUCUAGGAAUUAUGGUCUGAACUGUGAACAGAGGUGUAAGUGCAGAAACGCAGGAAGAUGCGAUAAGAUCACCGGCUGUUGUUUUUGCACUCCAGGGUGGUAUGGGGACAGAUGUCAAUAUCGUUGCCCACCUGACCGAUAUGGCACAUACUGCACUAGACACUGCAAAUGUAUGAAUGGUGGAUCAUGUGACCCGAGAACAGGAGAGUGCUUCUGCACACCGGGGUGGUCUGGAAGAGAUUGCACCAAACGAUGCCCUGUGGGGCGAUAUGGCUUUGAAUGUUUGCUCCUCUGCACAUGCGCGAACUCAUCUUUUUGUGAUGCUGCUACUGGACAGUGCGAGUGUCCGAGCGGGCGGACUGGUACUAAUUGUAAUCAAGUUUGUAGAGGAAAGUAUGGACCUGGAUGUAUAUUGGGCUGCUCUUGUGGCCAGGGAGGCCUGUGUGAUUCACUGACCGGGAAAUGUAAGUGCCGACCUGGAUGGACUGGACCGGAAUGCAGACAAGAAACUCCGAUAGAGAAAGCACCUUUUAGCGACGACCACUUGUUUACAAUCAACCUGCUUUAAAUCACACGAACAAAGAGAAAAACUGUGUACUUUCACACAAACAAGCGACUGAAGAGACCAUUUCUUCCAAUCGACGAAUUUACUAAAACGCAGCAAAGCUUACGAUAUUUACUUUCGCGCUGCACUUCUUUGCUUUCCGAGACACUGCUGUAUAGUAUCGAGAAUAUCGGAGAAACUUUCCAAAGUGGCGAAACGAAGAGAGAUUCUACAAUCAUCAUGGGUUUCUGCUGGCCCUCGACCACUGGAAGCUCUUCGGUACUUCGAAAAAUUGUUCCAGAGUUGUUGUCUGUUGACACACAUACACCAGUUAUUUAUUUUUUCUUAUGAUUGACGCUGUUGUUAUUGCCGUAGUUUAUGACACAAGUGUGAGGGUCCCAUGUCUUCACUGCAGAUUUCCACUAGUCCCAGCUUACGCCGUCGAUCGGGGUAAAUGAAACAAAACACGGGGACUAUUUUCGCGCAGCGUUUGCUAACUGAAGACCAAACCAUGAGAGAAAAGUCUGCCAACAGGCUUACGUUACAAGCGCUUCAGCACGUGCGUUUCUUUGCCUGCGCGAAGUAUGAGGCCUUGAACAACGCGAGCCGGCGAGAGGUCUGUAAAGGAAUCUAGAACUAGCGCCAGACCCCCGGCAAACCACUCCCAGACUUGUCUCCAACCUUCUAGCGGGCAGAGAAGCGCGCCUCCAGCAACGCUGGUAAUGAGGGCCCGGUGCCAGGUUACAAAAAAAGAAUCUUCAUGUAUUCAGUACAAAAUAAUUUUUAGAACCUCUUUAUUUCAAGAAUCUUCACGUCUGUUCAUGAUCAUCUUUUAAAGAUUUUGUCAAUGACCGGAUAUACAUUAGAUGUUUGUGAAGGUGUUUUUAAACAUAAUUUCCAUUUACUCUAUUUACAAUCAGUCCAGCAUUUUACCCUCUUCUUGUGUACGUUAUAUUUUGUAAAUUUCUCGUGAUGAUUUCAUGAAACAAUCCUCGGGUAAAAUCAAUUCAAAUGAUUCAAAUAAAUUCAUAUGAAAGUCA
Stylophora pistillata is the source of this 4704-nucleotide messenger RNA. RefSeq lists its product as uncharacterized. Gene Ontology annotation, molecular function: calcium ion binding; scavenger receptor activity. Lineage: Eukaryota; Metazoa; Cnidaria; Anthozoa; Scleractinia; Pocilloporidae. The record is from RefSeq and is a predicted model, not a curated record.